This is a messenger RNA of Canariomyces notabilis, 1491 nucleotides long. RefSeq lists its product as uncharacterized. The record is from RefSeq and is a predicted model, not a curated record. Gene Ontology annotation, molecular function: oxidoreductase activity. Bases 138 to 1424 code for a protein of 428 amino acids. The transcript has 3 exons. NCBI's taxonomy places the organism in Eukaryota, Fungi, Ascomycota, Sordariomycetes, Sordariales, Chaetomiaceae.
GACAGGCCAGGCUACAAUGAGCCACUGUAAACGCGCAAUGGCAUAAAGUAGUUGGUGACAUCCACACCGCAGGAUGGAGUUGGUCCGUUUCGUUUGUGACCAUUAUAAAACCCCUGGCUUUGAGGCCAGGGCUGGCCAUGAACAGAACUCCCAUUGCGAGCAUGAUAUGUGUCCUCACUUCAUAUUUCCUACGCAGGUCCUGGGAACGAGGUGCCGGGUUGAGGAUGGUCGAGCAAGCUUCUCGAGGUGUUUUUGACGGCCUUCUGGCCAAAUCACACGUCCAACAUGCCUUGGUUCAACCAGAUGGUCGACACAACGACAUUCCAACUGUCGUGGCUACCAUUCUCUUGCUCAACGGGACUCCAAAUCACUUACAGACAGCGUACGACUCGAGAACAGACGGCCUUGCGCCCUGGAGUCCGUCGCCAAGGAGUAUAACGGACGAAGAGGCCAAAAUGCGGUUUUUGGGCGACACCAGGUUUCAGAGGGCUUUCAUGACCUAUUUCAGUCUUGAUAACGGCAGAUUUGCUGGGGACUCCAAAGCACUGGCCGUCUUUCACCUCUUCACAGGCGCUAAGCCUUUAAUAUAUGGCCUCUUUUCCGGGGUUGGUCGGCCACUUACAUUGUUAAGCGACGGCAUCGAGCUGCGCGCAGCUGUCCUGAUUGUUGAGUCUCUAACCUUAUCCGCGGUGGACUGGCUGGAGCCCAUAUACGAUCUGCUGACGGAUCCGCGGCUCGAGAGCCCGCCUAGCGAACUUCUUUCGCCCGACGACAUUCUAGACCGAGUCGCUUAUGAUGGCCGCUUCAGCGGUGUCAUGAAAGCCGGUCCAGGCUUUCACGGCGUGGCACGCGUCCUGUCCAAUCCGUCCGCCAGAGCCGCGGUUGUCGAGUACGUUCAACAGCUUGAAUGCCGCGACAUGACAGUCCUCUUGCAGAAACUUUCGAACUUGGCCGUUGUGCUUCUCUGUGCGACGCAUAAGCCUGGGAAACCGGCAUUCGACUAUUAUCUUGCUCAUAUCUCUACUUGCGUCAACAACACACGGGUCAUCUUUGAGAACCUGCUGGAGGAAAGAAGCCAUAAAAGACUCUUGAUUAGGGGCAUUUGGCUUCUGAUAAUCCUUACAUACAUUACCCAGCUGAGACCGAUAAUCGACACGAGCUUGUUGACCGCAAUAGAGGAACCCGGUGGAGAUAUGAGUUGGGACAGCAUCCACCAGGAAUUUCACAGCCAAGGCAUUUCAGGGGGUAAGUACAACGACCCUGUCUUUCUCAGGACUUUGAGAAGCUUGUGGGAAUUGGAAAAGGCGUACGGGCCGAUACAUGGAAGCCCCUACCUACAGGCUGCGCGGAAGAUGGUGUCACAGUGGGACGGUUGGACUGGAAUAGGGGCCGACAGAGAAGCUGUACUCAACAUUAGGCUGUGACGAAUGCAAUAUACCCUUCUUGCCUUCUGCUAGACGGACAUAAUAAGGUAGAGAGAGAUGGUUGACC